Oryzias latipes (Japanese medaka) is the source of this 1125-nucleotide messenger RNA. It is a transcript of the gene mrps2, whose product is annotated as mitochondrial ribosomal protein S2. Gene Ontology annotation, molecular function: structural constituent of ribosome. NCBI's taxonomy places the organism in Eukaryota, Metazoa, Chordata, Actinopteri, Beloniformes, Adrianichthyidae. The record is from RefSeq and is a predicted model, not a curated record. Gene Ontology annotation, cellular component: ribosome; mitochondrial small ribosomal subunit. Gene Ontology annotation, biological process: translation.
UGCGCAGAUUUUACGACACUGUUUUGACUUUCGACAUGUCAGCGCAUGCGCACUCUCCUGACCUUCUGAAGCAGGAAAGUAAGCAUGGCGGUUCGUGCUUUCUCAAAAGGUCUGUUGGGGAUACGACACUCUCGGGGUGUCCUAACUAAGUAUUCAAGCGCCGGGCAGACGGUUUCCGCUGCAGCAUCGGUCUCAUCGCCCCAGCUACAACCUAACGACGCUGCCGAGAAAAUCCUCAACCUGCCUCUCGAGAAGCCGGACUUCUUUCGUGUGGCGGAGCUUUUCUCGUUGAAGGAUCUAUUUGAUGCCAGGGUGCACCUGGGCCACAAAAAGGGCUGCAGACACAGGCUCAUGGAGCCUUAUCUAUAUGGAUGCCGUUUGGAUCAGGACAUCUUCGAUCUGGACCAGACGGUGGAGCACCUUCAGCUGGCCCUAAACUUCACUGCCCACAUAGCAUAUCGAGGCGGCAUCAUCCUCUUCGUCAGCCGCCGCCGCCAGUUUGGCCACUUGGUGGAGAGCACAGCCAAAGACUGCGGGGAGUAUGCACACACACGGUACUGGCAGGGCGGCCUCCUCACCAACGCUAACAUCCAGUAUGGCCCUGGGGUGCGCCUGCCGGACCUCAUCAUCUUCCUGUCGACCCUCAACAACGUCUUCCAGCAGCACGUCGGUGUCAGAGAUGCGGCCAAAAUGAACAUCCCCACAGUGGGGGUGGUGGACUCGAACUGCAACCCCUGUCUGGUGACGUACCCUGUCCCGGGAAAUGAUGACACUCCGGUCGCCAUGGAGCUGUACUGCCGCUUAUUUAAGAUGACUAUCAACCGCGCCAAAGACAAAAGGAGGCAGAUGGAGCUUCUUUAUGGCCUGAAUGCACCUUCUCCCUCCAACUCAUGAUGCACUUUGAUUUCUCAGUUUGCAACAAAGUAAAAGACUUUUUUUCUUACUGGACAAUAAAUGUGUCUAAAAGUCGUCAUAAUAAACCUCUUAAGUCUAAACACAGUUCUUGUUACAUGUAACAUCAGCUCAAUUCCAGACAAAACAUUUUUUACAGUUGGAUUUCAGCAAAAACUAAACUUGUUCGCUUCUUUGCAGUGCAAUAAAAAGACUAAUUCAUGAUUUUUUCAA